AUGACACCGCCUAACCACUCGCUGCGACGCUAUCGCCAUAUGAACAGGCUAUUUUUCUGUUUCUUAAUGCUCAUUGCCGGCAUUUGCGUAUUCUUCAGCUGCAGAACAUCCAAUCUCAUCGCGCCCAAUGUGCUCAAGGUUACCAACUCCCCAGAUCUUGAGUCCGGUUCUAUACUCUGGAUGCCUACAAGAAAGCAAGAAGACUGGAAGAUCGUAAAGGCGACAAUGUACUAUGAGUCUGGCGAUAAGACACAGAACGCCCGCAUUCUUACCCUUCAUGACUUCCACAACGAGUGCUUCAAAUAUGAGACACAUACAUUGCGUACGCUGAUUGUGCGAGGCGCUCUCAACAAAUUCCUUCACCUCCAAUCACUCAUCAUCGAGGAACUUCAGAAGCCGAUUGAGCAGCGUAUGGAGUGGAUACUCUACUUUGAUACCACUAUCGUCCUCGCGAACGCUCACAUACCCUUACACCACUUUCUGCCACCUAUCACUGAUGUCGAAACUUUCAAGAGCCUUUCCAUCAUCGCUACAAAGUCCGAGAGUGAUCAUCUAAAUUCUUCAGUCUUCUUCAUACGGAUUAGUGGCGGCUCAUUACGGAUCUUGACUCAAGCCAUGGAGACAAUAUAUGACGCGCCGUACAUCGAAGGAUACAAGAACGAAGACAACGACGGAGGCCUCUCAUCAGUAGCCCUACAGAAUGUUCUUUAUCUGGAGCAACAUCGAAAUAAGGUAAUUUUCCAGCCGCAACAAUGGUACAACAGCACGACUUCGUUGUUCAAUCAACCCUACUUUCCCACACCAGCUCAUCGCCUGACACCCGAUCUCAAGACGUUGACAGUUGACCGUGAGGGACAGCAAAUGUUUCCAGAAACAGCAGAUGUACAUCGCUUCUGGCGCACAGCGAGCGAAGCUAGACGCGUGUUAGAUGAGGCAAAAGAGAAGGGUUAUACGGAUGAACAGGGUGCCUUGUGGGAAAUGGCUAAGGAGGUGAAAGAGUGGGUUCAGCUACGGGCUUGGGAUAUGGAAGAGCUCGAAAGGAGGAUCAUGCUGUUGAGGGCCAGCUUGAACAACGACUGAUUUGAUUUUUCGGACAUAUAGUCUGUGAAAGAAGUGUGUAGUGCAUCCUACAUAUCAUGAUUCAUCCAACAGAUGAUCAUCUUCGGUCCGGUGUGUGUAAUCAUGAAUGGUAGUACUGUAUUAUCGGAAUGAGUCCGCGGCCGGAUGGUACGGUGCUGCAGGGACGUUGCCAGCUAUGCG
Alternaria alternata is the source of this 1260-nucleotide messenger RNA. RefSeq lists its product as hypothetical. The coding region runs from base 1 to 1080 and encodes 359 amino acids. The transcript has a single exon. Lineage: Eukaryota; Fungi; Ascomycota; Dothideomycetes; Pleosporales; Pleosporaceae. The record is from RefSeq and is a predicted model, not a curated record.